AUGGCACCUGGAGAAGUAUUUAUAAAGUGUGUGUCGUGUCCGCUGCAAUCACAUCCUUCAUGCCUGGAUAUGAACGAAGAAAUGGCCGCACAUGUGGCUACAUAUCCGUGGCAAUGUAUAGAAUGUAAGCGCUGCAGCGUAUGCACAAUGGGUGAUCGCGAGGAGUCGAUGAUUUUCUGUGACAAGUGCGAUCGUGGGUUCCAUACAUACUGUAUCGGUCUAGCUGAGGCUCCGCAGGGAACUUGGAUCUGUCAGCAAUACUGCAAUCCAACCGGCAACCACGUGAUCACACCGAAACGACCAUCAGCAAGAAAAUCAUCUUUAGUGACUGUUUAA
This is a messenger RNA of Ostertagia ostertagi, 336 nucleotides long. Lineage: Eukaryota; Metazoa; Nematoda; Chromadorea; Rhabditida; Trichostrongylidae. The record is from the annotation of a GenBank genome assembly.